Messenger RNA from Notothenia coriiceps (black rockcod), 560 nucleotides. RefSeq names its product sortilin-related receptor-like. NCBI's taxonomy places the organism in Eukaryota, Metazoa, Chordata, Actinopteri, Perciformes, Nototheniidae. The transcript is spliced from 3 exons. Gene Ontology annotation, molecular function: Wnt receptor activity; Wnt-protein binding. Gene Ontology annotation, biological process: canonical Wnt signaling pathway. The annotation marks the transcript as partial. The record is from RefSeq and is a predicted model, not a curated record. Gene Ontology annotation, cellular component: plasma membrane.
UCUGAUGUUCUGGACCGACUGGGGGGACAGAGCGGCCGGUGUUUACCGGAGCUACAUGGACGGAACCAAUGUGUCCUGCAUUGUGUCGGAGGGCGUCCGCUGGCCCAACGGGAUCACAGCUGACGACCACUGGCUGUACUGGACCGAGGCCUACAGCGACCGCAUCGAGAGGGCCGACUUCAUGGGGGGCCAGAGGACUGUUCUCAUUGGGGGGCUGCCCCAUCCGUAUGCCAUUGCAGUCUUCAAGAAUGACCUGUACUGGGACGACUGGUCCAGGAUGGGGAUCUUCAAAGCUCCAAAGGCGGGUUCCCAGAGCAACGAGCUGAUUGUUGGCAGACUCACCGGGGUCAUGGACCUCAAGAUCUUCUACAAGGGGAAGAACAGGGGUCACAACGCCUGUGCUGACCACCCGUGCAGCCUGCUGUGUCUGCCUCAGCCCGGCCAUCGGCACACCUGCGUCUGCCCCGACGGAGCUCCCACCAUCACCAUGCCUAACGGAGAGGUGCAGUGCCAGUGUCCCACUGGAUACCUGAUGAAAAACAACACCUGCAUCAAGACGG